GUUUGUUUUGGUUUGUCGCUUGUCCGCUCAUCCUCCCGAGAAGAAAAGCCGCGGCGCGGAUCAAAAUUUUAAAUUUGCGACGCGCUUUUUGGUGUUUUUGGUGCAAUUUUUGUUUUUUUUUGUUUGUUUGGGCGCCGCCGGGCUGGAUAGACAGACGGUAAAAAAGAAUGAAAAUAGCGGUAGAAGGAUGCGCCCACGGCGAGCUGGAGAAGAUCUACGACCUGGUGGAGUCGAUUCAGCAGCGCGAGGGAUACCAAAUUGAUCUGCUGAUUUGCUGCGGUGACUUCCAGUCGACGCGGAACCUGGAGGACCUGCAGUGUAUGGCCGUGCCGAAGAAGCACCUGGACAUUUGCACGUUUUACAAAUAUUACAGCGGCGAAAAGGUGGCACCGGUUUUGACGAUUUUUAUUGGUGGGAACCACGAAGCGUCCAACUAUCUGCAGGAGUUGCCGUACGGUGGUUGGGUGGCGCCAAACAUUUACUAUCUUGGCUAUGCCGGUGUGGUGAACGUGAAGGGCGUCCGGAUAGGGGGCAUUUCGGGGAUCUACAAGGGACACGAUUAUCUGAAGGGAAGGUUCGAGUUUUCUCCGUUUAAUGAAUCGACGAAAAGAAGCGUGUACCACAUCCGGCAGUUGGACGUGUUUCGGUUGAAGCAGCUUUCGCCCAAGGUGGACAUUUUGCUGUCGCAUGAUUGGCCCCGCGGAAUAACCGACUUUGGCAAUAAGAACCAGCUGCUGCGGUUCAAGCCGCACUUUCGGGAGGACAUCGAGGACAACAAGCUAGGCAGUCCGCCGUGCGAGGACCUGUUGAUGACGCUGCGGCCGCCGUACUGGUUCGCGGCACAUUUGCACUGCAAAUUUUCGGCACUCGUUCAGCAUGAUGAAGGGGAAAGUACCAAGUUUUUAGCGCUGGACAAAUGCUUGCCAAAGAGGAGGUUCUUGCAAGUGCUGGAAAUUGAAACCGCCGAGGAGGGCAAGGCAGAACUCAAGUACGACCUCGAGUGGCUAACCAUUCUCAGCUUGACGAACCAUUUGAUAAGUAUCAAGGGGAUCAACGGUUACAUGCCAGGGGAAGGCGGUUCCGAGCGAUUCAAUUUCACCCCAACCGAAGAGGAGAAGAACGCCAUCUUGGAACGCUUCCAGAACGAUCUUCGAAUCCCACAGAACUUCACCAGAAUCGCCGAGCCGUACAACCCCUCAGCAGGCACAGACUUCGAUCUGGUCGAGCAACCGAAAGCUUUCAUCAACCCACAAACGACGGAAUUCUGCAACAAACUAAACCUCGACGAUCCCCUCCAGCUGGCCAUGCUCAUGACUGGCCACUCGCUCAACACCUCAACCUACGUCGACCAAGGCCCAACCCCGAACACGUCCGCCACCAGCCCGGAACGCAACGAAGACGAAGUCCCACUGGAAGACUCCAACUCUUCCGACGACGAACCAACAACCCACUUCCUAUCCCGUGCCCCGCUGGCAUCGGUCCUCCCGAAGCCCAAAUGGCGCCAGGACUCAACGUCGGACCUUUCCUCCACCCUGGACGAUUCCUCCCUCUCAACGUCCAACCGCAGUCUGCUGAGCUUGCCGACGCCCAAGAAGGAAAGCUCGGCGUCGGAAAACUUUGCCAUCGACGAGCUGAACCUGUCCAGUCCGAAGGUGGCCGUUGAUGAGCCGCCCCAAGCCGAGAAGAAGAGCGAGUCGGAGGACAAGCCGCCGAUGAAAAAGUUCAAGCGGAGAAACGAAGCGAUCUACGCCAAGGAGGAUAGCGAGUGAACGGGGUGAGUUUGCUUUCUUGUUCGUGUGUUUUUGUAUGAUGCAAUAGUUGAGGUUGGACCUCUUAUUCUCUUCAGCGUGUACGGUGGGAUAAACCGUAAUGGUGGUACAAAUCCGAAAUUGUACAACGUCCAAUAAUGUGACAAACGAGAUCGUGUAAUUGAUGAAUGAAUUAAUAAAUUGUUUUAUAUGAA
Culex pipiens pallens (northern house mosquito) is the source of this 1963-nucleotide messenger RNA. It is a transcript of the gene ldbr, whose product is annotated as lariat debranching enzyme. The transcript has 2 exons. Bases 168 to 1769 code for a protein of 533 amino acids. Lineage: Eukaryota; Metazoa; Arthropoda; Insecta; Diptera; Culicidae. Gene Ontology annotation, molecular function: RNA lariat debranching enzyme activity. The record is from RefSeq and is a predicted model, not a curated record. Gene Ontology annotation, biological process: mRNA splicing, via spliceosome. Gene Ontology annotation, cellular component: nucleus.